AUGGGACUUUUCACACCCAAAAACUCAAACUACUACUAUGCUAGUGUAUCCCCGAUGGGAAGUGGCCCGCGCCCUCAAAGAAGCCGACCCAAAGAUACAUCCAAGGAGAAUCUCGAUGACGACGAAGACGUUGAAGUGAAGAAAGUGUACGAGAAAGAAAAAAUCGUCAAGGCUCCCAUAGAGGACGACGCAGAGGAGGUCACGGAAGGGAAGGAAAGUCGCCCAGAAACAGAAACUCAGCUCAAUACUCGUCUCAAUUCGCUAUUGUAUCAUACAUCCAACGACAGUGUCGAUUUGUACCGGCUGGAAAACACGUCGCUGGAUCUCUUGGGGCGGAUUUACUACGAUGACUAUGAUCCUACAGACUCAGAAGCCAUGCAACGUAUUUCGUCUCUUACGUCGCUCAGCACCGCGAUCCCAAAAAACGUUACUAGCCCAAAAAUACGACCUUCAUUCGAAAGAGGCGUUUCCUUUGAUACUCUCAGCGACUCGCAUCAUCUGUCGAUCAUCUUGAAGGAGAAGCACCCUGAGUUUCGGUUCCGCAGAAACAACAAGACGUUUUUGGUCGGCUUCAGUAAUGAUCUGCAGUCUAUGAGAGCUGUUGAGUGGGCUUUUCAAGAAAUGGUCAUCAAUGGAGACACCAUAGUGUUAUUCCAAGUUUUAGAUGACCGCAACUACAAAGUAGUGGACAGAAAAGAUGCAGAAGCCGUGGUGGAAAAAGUGAAGAAGCUUAAUGUCCACCAGAGAAAAAUAUCCUUGGUGUACGAGGUGGUGAUUGGAAGGCCACAAAAGCUCUUGAAGCAGGCGAUUCUUGAGUAUAACCCAGCCAUGAUGGUUGUUGGAACGCACCAAGAACCUCUUUCGACCUCCAAUUCCUCCACUAGUCUCUCUUCAGCAUCCCACCAUAUGCCAUUCUUUGGCAAAUCUUCAAUCUCAAAGUACUUCUUACAAUAUGCAUUAGUACCCGUGAUUGUGGUUAAGCCAAACUACCAAUACGAGGAGGCUUUGCCGAAACCCAUUGAUUCACAGACAUAUUUCCAGGAUUGGUUGGCUGGCAUCGAUAUAUCUCUGUCGUUUGAGAAAAAGAAAAAGAAGAAUAGAUUGACUCUUCUCAGUCCACUGACCUCGAGAAAUAGCUCUUCCAUUAACCUAGCUCCUUCCAACUCUGUGGAGCUUCGUGGACGCUCAACUAUGGAGAAGGAUCCGUCUUUUACCGUGGGCAGUCGAGAUUCGUCUGUAUCUUCUCAAGAGAGAUCCAGGUCCGAGCAGCGGAAUCGCUCGCGCUCUCGCUCUCGUCUUUCUAGGUUAUUCCACUAG
Molecule: messenger RNA, 1317 nt
Organism: Clavispora lusitaniae ATCC 42720
Lineage: Eukaryota; Fungi; Ascomycota; Pichiomycetes; Serinales; Metschnikowiaceae
Source: RefSeq, a predicted model, not a curated record